GUUUCUCCCUGUCGGGGCGGAUUUCCAUCCUUGUGCGCUCCGCUCGGUGCACCGACCCGGUUUGAACCACCGCCGCUGUCUCCUCUCAUUCGUCUCCUCCUCUCAGCCUCCCGGCAGCCUCACGUGUGUGUGUGUGUGUGUGUGUGUGUGUGGGUGUGCGGGUAUCUGUGUGUGUGAAGCAGAGCGUGUGCUUUUAUUUAUUUAUUUAUUUAUUUUUAUGUGCGCGGACAUAUUUUCGGUCUCUCACACUCCGGGGUGCGAUGCCAUUCCUCCCGCAGGAACCUGAGCGCCUCGAUGGGUUGUCUCUACUUUACUGGACGAUCAUGGGCCCCCAUGGCAUCAACCGAGCUGUCCAGAGGCUGGAGUUCUCCGACUGCAAGAAAGGACUCGGGGUGAAAAUAAUUGGAGGCUACAGGGAGCUGACAGGUGAAGACUUCGGGAUCUACAUCAAACGUGUGAUCGCUGGUGGCCUGGCUGCUCUGGACGGUCGGCUUAAGUCAGGUGACCUGAUUCUGGAUGUCAAUAACAUCAGCCUGAUUGGAGUGACCAAUGAGAGGGCGGUGGAGAUCCUGAGGAGCGCCUCGCUCUCCAAUCACAUGUCGUUGCUUGUCGCCAGAGAUGACGAAUCCAGGAGGGAGUUUGCUGAGCUGAUGGAGAAGUACAGCUCCAAUAACGUCACGGCGUCGGGAAGAAUCUCUCCAACGCAGCUGUCCACAGGGAAGCUGACGGACACGGCGUCCUCCUCGUCUUCCUCCCGGUCGGAGAGCCCACAGCUACUCAGUCCUAAAGAAGGAAUCACCGCCUACAGCCACGCUCCGCAUUACGCCACCACCCCGGCCUACACCGUGCACACUCCGGCACACGCCUUCAGUGACAGCGUCAUUCAGUUGAUAUGUGUCGCCAAGGGAACAGGCCUGGGACUCGUCGUCAAGGGAGGGGCCAACCGAGCUGAAGGACCAAUGGUGUUCAUUCAAGAAAUAGUGCCUGGAGGAGACUGCCAGAAGGACGGCCGGCUGCAGGUGGGAGACCAGCUGGUGUCCAUCAACAAAGAGUCUCUGAUCGGAGUGACGAAUGAGGAGGCCCGGAGCAUCCUGACGCGCACCAAACUCAGACCAGACCCCACGGUAGAGAUUGCCUUCAUCAGGCGGAGGUCGUCGUCCAGCUCCAGCAGCGGCUCCCACAGCCCCGUCUGUCUGCAGGGGUGUGGCGUCGGAGCCGGACCCCAGACGAAGGCCCUUGGGUUGGGCUCCACGGCUCCGCAGCAAACCAUGGUGACCAAGAUCACUUCCAGCAGGAACCCCGCCUGCGAGACGCUGCCGCCGGUCAACAUCACACAGGUGCGAGUCGCUCCAGGCAGAACAGAGCAGACGGGAGUCUCCUCAGUGCCACAGAGCGACAGCAGCACCGACACAAACCCUGAUUCUGGGAGCAGUCAGCCACCUCAGAGGAAAUGUUCGCUCAGUUCCAGCUGUCGAUUCAAACUGGAACGACUGGAGCAGGCGCUGGAUCUAAUCGGUCUGAAGCCCACAGAUGCGCAGCGGCAGGCUCUUAGGUCCAGACUACGAGCCGAUCCAACUGGAACAGUGGCCUUCACAGACUUCGAGAGCCUGAUCCGGGAACUGUUCAAGCCUCAGCUGGAGGAACUGUUCGGCACCCAGUCCAGCUCCAGGUUCACGUCAGACGACUUCUCCAGCCUGCUGGAGUCUCCAACCAACCCACCGCCGUCGCUGUCAGACUCGGACGACCUGGAGGAGAUGGAGAAGUUGAGGAAGGAGCACAUUGAGGCUCUGAAGGAGAUCAAGACACUGCAGGAGCAGCUUGUUGAGUCUCAGAGAGUUCACCAUGAGCUGGAGGAUGAGCUCAACAAGGUCAAACAGGAAGCGAAAGUGGGAGCAGAGGAGAGUCGGACUCUGAGGACCCGGAUCCAGCUGGCCGAGGAGGCCCAGAAGCAGGCCAGAGGGAUGGAGAUGGACUACGAGGAGGUCAUCCACCUGCUGGAGGCUGAAAUCGCCGAGCUGAAGACUCAAAGGGUGGAGCAUCCAGCAAUGACCAAGAAGGAGGAAGCCGACGAGCUUAAGAAGAAGGUGGCUAUUCUGGAGUGUCAGCUACGGAAGAGUGAAACGGCCAAAAAGGGUUUUGAGAUGUCAACGGGAAAGCUACUAAGUUUUGUGGAGAACGUUCAGGACUUUUUGCUGGAAAGUCACGGACCCACAAAGAGCUACAGAGUCUGCACUAACGAGUCCGGUUCCUUGGGGGAAACGGUUGCCGUAGCAACCAGCAACCUUCAUCUCUACAUGUUAGUUUUGCUCGUCGUUUUACAGUUUGUGUGCAUGUGUGUGUUGUGUGUGUACCUUUACCACUGUUUUCUGCUUUGUUGCUGCUGAUAUACACAUGUAGCGUGUGUUAACGCAGUUCUACAUGAAAUAUACAUACAAGUCAUGUACAGAUGGGAAAAUAUGUAAACAAAUGUUUGAACAGGAAAAAAAUCCCAUAAAUUUUUUU
Molecule: messenger RNA, 2502 nt
Organism: Poecilia reticulata (guppy)
Lineage: Eukaryota; Metazoa; Chordata; Actinopteri; Cyprinodontiformes; Poeciliidae
Source: RefSeq, a predicted model, not a curated record